Messenger RNA from Dovyalis caffra, 498 nucleotides. Lineage: Eukaryota; Viridiplantae; Streptophyta; Magnoliopsida; Malpighiales; Salicaceae. The record is from the annotation of a GenBank genome assembly.
AUGCAGUCGUUGCAAGAGAAAGCCUCCGAGUGGAGUGGAGUUGACACAGCUGACGCGUUUGCUAUUGACGACACUAACUUGUUUGAAAAGCUUGGCCUUCAAACUUUCAUUAGCCUGUCUACAAAUUUUUAUAACAGGGUGUAUGAUGACGAAGAAGAGUGGUUUAGAUCCAUAUUUGUGAAUUCUAAGAAAGAAGAAGCCAUUCAGAAUCAGUACGAGUUUUUUGUGCAGAGAAUGGGAGGGCCUCCUUUGUAUUCUCAAAGGAAAGGCCAUCCUGCUCUAAUUGGACGCCAUCGACCAUUUCCUGUCACACACCAAGCUGCAGAGAGGUGGUUACAUCACAUGCAGAAGGCAGUGGACAGCACCCCAGAUAUUGACGAUGACUCGAAAAUCAAAAUGAUGAAAUUCUUCAGGCACACCGCAUUCUUUCUCGUGGCCGGAGAUGAAUUGAAGAAUCAAAAUGGGCGCACUCCUACUAAGCCUGGUGCCAGCAGAUGA